GAGGCAGAGGGGAGAAAGGACCGGGGACAAGGAGAAGGAGGAGGAGGCGGGGGGAACAGGACAGAGGCGAGAGGAAGAAUGCGUCUCCGGAGCGAAUCUGAGAACAGCAACGCCUGAAAAAUCGGGAGCUGUCCAUUUCAGCACCAAAAAAAAAAGCCGCUGAGCAACUCUAUGUCUUCACGGACCACGAGCUGCGUGGCGAACAUCUUCCUUCAAGUCUAAACCUCAAUCAUUUUCGUUUGAAAAUACGUCCACGAGCAACACAGACCAUCACGACAUCAGACCCGGCGCUACUCUGAGGGCAAGAAAACCGCAAAAAUUCAUGGCGUUUGGAAUAGCUGUAAGCGAAAACCUAAAGACGGUUUCAUCGAUGCGAGCUCCAUCUCCCUAAACCGUGAGGAAAAGCAGCUCCAACGAUAAUGCUCUUCAUCUUUAUCUUUCUCCUGAAGAUCUCUCAGAAAUAGCCAUCACUUAUGGAAACUGGGGAUCAGAAUUUUAGAAAAAAGGAUUAACAUAUCUAUUUUUUUGGGGAUUUGUUUUGUUUUUUUAUUUAAAUAUAGAUAAAUAUAUAUCCCAUAUAUAUCUAUAGAACAUAUAUAUUGGAUUUGAACUGACAGUGGUCUCCCUGCCCAUCUCUUGAUCUCUUUGCUCCCCAUUCAUUUCUGAAGAGGGAUAUUUUCUCGUCUACCUGAGAGAGGAGAGCGAGAGAGACAGAGAGAAAAAAAAAGUGUGUUGUGUGUGUGCCCGAAUAUAAUGAAGAAUUAUGGGUCUGUUUGAUCGCGGUGUACAGAUGCUCCUCACUACUGUGGGCGCUUUUGCAGCUUUCAGUCUAAUGACCAUUGCUGUGGGAACAGACUACUGGCUAUACUCUAGGGGGGUUUGCAAAAGCAAAUCAGUCAGUGAAAAUGAGACCAGCAAAAAGAACGAGGAAGUGAUGACCCACUCUGGAUUAUGGAGAACUUGCUGUCUUGAAGGAAACUUUAAAGGGUUAUGUAAGCAGAUUGACCACUUCCCGGAAGACGCAGAUUAUGAAGCAGAUGCAGCUGAAUACUUCUUACGCGCUGUCCGAGCAUCCAGUAUCUUCCCCAUCCUCAGUGUCAUCCUGCUCUUCAUGGGUGGACUCUGCAUCGCGGCCAGCGAGUUCUACAAGACCCGACACAACAUCAUCCUCAGUGCCGGCAUCUUCUUCGUCUCUGCAGGUUUGAGUAACAUCAUCGGCAUCAUCGUGUACAUAUCAGCCAACGCGGGAGAUCCUGCAAAGAGCGACUCAAAAAAGAACAGUUACUCCUAUGGGUGGUCUUUUUACUUUGGAGCGCUCUCCUUCAUCAUCGCGGAGAUGGUGGGCGUGUUAGCGGUUCACAUGUUCAUUGACAGACACAAACAGAUCAGGGCAGGGACAAGAUCCACGGAUUACCUCCAGUCCUCUGCCAUCACUCGGAUCCCCAGUUACCGAUACCGCUACAGACGGCGCAGUCGAUCGAGCUCCCGCUCCACAGAGCCCUCCCACUCCAGAGACCCCUCUCCCGUCGGUCUCAAAGGCUUUAACACGCUGCCGUCCACAGAAAUAUCCAUGUACACCCUCACGAGAGACCCUCUGAAGACCACCACCUCAACUGCCACUUACAACUCCGAGCGAGACCACAAUUUCCUACAGGUCCAUAACUGCAUCCAGAAAGACAUUAAGGAUUCCUUGCAUACCAACACGGUCAACCGAAGAACAACACCUGUAUAAAGAGCUGAAUGGCAAGGACAGACAGAGAGAGAGAGAAAGAGAGAGACAGAGUGUGAAAAGAAUUUAAGAGGAAAAUUAAUAAUUUACAAAAAAAUGGAUUAAUGAAAAUAUUAAAAGUUAUUGCAUGAAACCCGAAUUCCAUUGCAAAAAAACAAUGCAAAAAGUUUGUCAAAAAAAAGAUUUUAAAAUCGAAAACUAAGAGAGAAACGAGUGGAGAGAAAGAUCUCCGGCCUAAAUUCCAACCAGAGAAUGGAUUGACGAGAGCGAGAGGGAGAUAGUGAGGAAGAGGGAGUAUUUGUCUUCAUUUACUAAGUGUUUUAAGCGCUCUUUAUUGUCGAAAUGCUUUCAUCCCACCUCACCCCACCUGCCUUAUACCUCACCGGGAGUGAUGACAAUGAAAAAAAAAAGGGACUCUGUCUCCCUUGUUUGAGGUGAAAAGUUUUAAGGAGGAAUUUUUACAAUAUCCAGGAAUGGCAAUUCAUUCUUUGCUGUGACACAGGCCAGUUAAACAGAAGAUGUGGAACCAAGACAGCAACAACAAACAUCAGUUUUUUAACUUGCUCAGCCGCUGACUGAAACGACCACGUGUCAAAGGAGAAAGUAAAAUAAAACAAAAUAUUUAUUCUUUUAAAAGACAUUCUAUAAAUGAGUGACAAGCUGUGGAUUUGAGAAAUUUGCAUGCAAUGGACGGACCAACUCCCCUCUUCCAACCAAAAGCUCAAAUCAAGAAUUUCAAAGUUUUUUUUAAUUACUAUUAUUUGAUAAAAUUUUGAAUUGGGAGAGCACGAAUUUUCAGUUGAAGCGAUGGGAGAUAGUUCAAUGAGGAAACAACGCUUUAUCUCCAGACGGAUUAUGUUUUUUUAAAAAAUGUUUGGGUAAUAAUUCCAAUUUCAGAAAGUUUUUACUUGAAGUGAGUUUGGGACAACGGGAGGGACGAGGGAGAGUUGGCACCCCAGUGACCUCUUUAAAUCAGGAAAACCUAUUGUGCGAGUGUGGUGCUGUGCCAUUCCAUACAUUUCACGCCAGAUUUAAAAAAAAAUAAAAAAAAUUUAAAAAAUAAAUAAAAUUUACCUAAAAAAAAGCUUUCAUAUAUUUUUUUUCAAAAUAAGGAGAAAAAGAAACAUUUUCUAUGGUUUGGACAAAGACAAAAAAAGAAACCUAAAAUUUAACAUCAGAAAGGGCCGCGAUAGAAUAUUCAAAGUAAAAUAAAGACACAAUUCUCUGUGGUCUCCGGUGAAAGAGUUUAAGAUGAUCAAAGUGGCACUGAGACAAAACUAUAAUCGGAGGACGACUGUGGGUAUACAAAUAAUACAAUUCUCAGUAAGAUAAAUAAAUUUGAUGCCAGAUCUUUAAUGGAAAAGUCUUUCAUUUGACCAAAAAAGAUUUACAGUUAAAAAAAAUAAAGAGAGAACUGCUUAUCUUGUAAUUAUCGAUUCACUUCAUCGGGAGAAAUCUAAUCCAUUGAUUUAUCCCAAUUGUUGCAAUUCUUUUUUUUUGUUUGCGGACUGUUAAA
Mobula hypostoma (lesser devil ray) is the source of this 3245-nucleotide messenger RNA. Its product is annotated as voltage-dependent calcium channel gamma-2 subunit. The transcript is spliced from 4 exons. Lineage: Eukaryota; Metazoa; Chordata; Chondrichthyes; Myliobatiformes; Myliobatidae. Bases 764 to 1732 code for a protein of 322 amino acids. Gene Ontology annotation, biological process: calcium ion transmembrane transport; postsynaptic neurotransmitter receptor diffusion trapping; positive regulation of synaptic transmission, glutamatergic. The record is from RefSeq and is a predicted model, not a curated record. Gene Ontology annotation, cellular component: postsynaptic density membrane; AMPA glutamate receptor complex; voltage-gated calcium channel complex. Gene Ontology annotation, molecular function: channel regulator activity; voltage-gated calcium channel activity.